This is a messenger RNA of Anopheles nili, 2057 nucleotides long. Its product is annotated as glutathione hydrolase 1 proenzyme-like. Gene Ontology annotation, cellular component: plasma membrane. The record is from RefSeq and is a predicted model, not a curated record. Lineage: Eukaryota; Metazoa; Arthropoda; Insecta; Diptera; Culicidae. Bases 93 to 1898 code for a protein of 601 amino acids. Gene Ontology annotation, biological process: glutathione catabolic process. Gene Ontology annotation, molecular function: glutathione gamma-glutamate hydrolase. The transcript is spliced from 10 exons.
GGGUGAUAUGGUGACGUUGUGAAGCACGUGCCACCGCGUGUGUGUGUGUGUGCAAGUGCGAGUGCGAGUGAAGUCCCAAACUCCCGCGCACGAUGGCCAACUGCCUUAAAUUAGUGUCUUCCUGGGUUGUGCCGCUUCUGGCGAUACUGCUGGUGCUCUGGUAUGGCACGGGACCGUACGGGACGGGUCCUGACAGACUGAUGUCUCGUCCUGCUGCUGGUGAAGGACUCAUACCGCCAGAUCCCGGCCAUACUGACCUCUCGGUGAAGCUGUCCUACACCACGUUGCACAUGUACGAAUCGGCGGCCAUCUGCUCGGACUCGGACAUCUGUAGCAACAUUGGCCGGGACCUGCUGAAACGCAAUGGUUCCGCAAUCGACGCCACGAUAGGGACCAUGUUCUGUGCCGGGUUGACGAACCUGCAGUCGAUGGGCCUUGGUGGGGGUUUCAUCAUGAACGUGUACAGGCGAAAAGAGCGCCGUGCCUAUACGCUAGAUGCUCGCGAGAUAGCGGCAGGUGCUGCGACAGAGGAGAUGCACCUGCACGAUCCCAGCACGACGAACGAGGGUCCACUUUCGAUGGCAAUUCCCGGCGAACUGAAGGGGUACUGGGAGGCGCACCAGCGCUUUGGAGAGCUUCCGUGGGCUGAGGUACUGCGCCCUACACAGGACCUGUGUCGACAGGGCAUCCCGAUAUCCAAGCACAUGCAGGACUCGCUCGCGUUCAACGCGAAGGCUCUUGCUGACAAGCAGAUCAGGGACCUGUUCACUGACCCGGUGACUGGUCGAGGAAAGCAGCAGGGUGAUCUGAUACAGCCUACGAAACUGUGUGACACGUUAGAUCGUAUUGCGCUUGAAGGAGGAGACGUACUGUAUAACGGUGAGCUAGCGGACAACUUCGCGGCAGAUCUUCGUGAUAUGGGUAGCAUCAUAACGGCGGAGGACCUACGGAGUUACAGCGUCCGAUGGAACGAUUCCAUACCGAUUGAUCUGCAAGGUGACACGAUGUACGUAGUGCCACCACCAGCGAGUGGUGUACUACUCGCGUUCAUCAUGAACAUCUUGCAGGGCUACAACUUCCAACCGGACGAUGCACGAACCAUCGAGCAGACCAUCCGUACUGUACACCGGAUUGUGGAGGCGUUCAAAUUCGCGUACGGCAAACGAACGGAGAUCGGUGAUCCUGCCUUUGUGGAUGUAGCAGAACUUGCUGCUAAUCUCACCUCACCGGAAUAUGCUGACGCCAUACGCAACAGAAUAGACGACAGACUGACUCGUAAGCAUCCGAUGGACUAUGAUGGUCAAUUCUUCACGCCAAACAACGAUGGCACGGCACACAUUUCGAUUCUAGCACCAUCGGGAGAUGCCGUUUCGGUGACGAGCUCAGUGAAUUUUUAUUUCGGUGCCGGUCUGAUGGGUCCUCGCACUGGCAUCAUCGUAAACAGCGGUAUGGAUGACUUCUCGUCGCCAGGUUUGCGCAAUUACUUUGGGCUACCCGGGUCCAGGGCUAACUUUAUACGGCCACACAAGCGAGCCCUCUCGUCAAUGUCGCCGACUAUAGUGACGGACUCGGAUCACAACGUUAAGCUGGUGGUCGGUGCUGCCGGAGGAACCAAAAUCACCACUGCAGUUGCUUUGACUUUAAUGCGUGUGCUUUGGUUUGGUUAUGACAUCAAGGAAGCGAUCGAUGCACCUCGGUUUCACCACCAGCUCGUUCCGAUGGCAGUUCAGUAUGAAUAUGGCAAUUUAGACGCUGUUGUAAAAGGGUUGCAAGAAAAAGGACAUCAGACGAUAAGGUACCGGGAACGGGGUUCCAUAAUUUGUGCGAUCGCCCAAAACGCGUCCGGUGUGUACGCAAACGCGGACUUCCGUAAGGGUGGUGAUGUAGCUGGUUUCUGAGCUUAGCAUGUUCUGCUCUUAUUAGCUCUAGAACAAGACGUUGAAAAAUCACGGGUAAUUACCAUUCUCUGUAAGCAAAGCAAUGCGGGCAGGAUUCACUUAUCUCAAAUAAGGUGGAAAAGUUGCUUGGGCAACGUUUUCCUGGUGCUAGUGGUUAAU